AUGCCCAAAGCCAGCACGUCCUCCGCCUCUCUGCCUAUCUCCGGUCUCUUUGGUCUUAAUAAGCCAUCGGGUCCUACAUCCAUGCACAUCGUGAAUCAGCUGAAAAUUGUCAUGUCGAGAUCACCGCUCUUCUUCGAGCCGGAGAAGGUGGAAGCGGGGAAAGGCAAACAGAAGGGCAGGAGGAGGCGUGGAAAGGAUAUGUUGAAGAUUGGCCAGGGAGGGACGCUCGAUCCUUUAGCGGAUGGUGUGCUCGUCAUCGGGGUAGGUAAAGCGACUAAGAAAUUGAAUGAUUUCUUGGAUUGUGCGAAGGAGUAUACCGCAACUUGCUUGUUAGGUUGUGAGACUGACUCGUACGAUAGUGAAGGCGUACGGGUUCGUACUGCGCCUUGGCGACAUGUGACCAAGGAAGCCGUAGAGCAGACCUUAUCGCAAUUUACUGGAGAGAUCGAACAGACACCCCCAAUCUUCUCCGCCCUGAAAAUGGAUGGGAUGCCAUUGUACGAUUAUGCACGUAAAGGCAUUCCGCUUCCUCGCCCCAUCGAGAAACGCAAAAUCACAGUCCACUCUCUGGAGUUGAUCGAAUGGAAAGGCCAAGACCAUCCUUACCGCUGGCCCGAGAAGAAGUUCACAGGCGAACAGCAAAAGGCCCUGGAAAAGAUGCUUUCCGGCGUUAAGAAGGAGGUCAAAGUCGAGGACCAGGGCGAAGACGUAGGAGAGAACGAAGUUCCGAACGCUUUUGUGUUGAAGAUGAAGGUCUCCGGUGGUACGUAUGUCAGAUCCAUCGUGCACGAUUUGGGUCACGCCCUAGGCUCGGCGGGCCACGUCGUCACCCUCACCCGUUUGAGGCAGAAGAACUAUGUGUUGGACGGAGCAACGCCGGAAGAGGGCGACCAUAAGUGUGUGGAGUGGGAGAUAAUUGAGAAAGCGUUGGACGAUGAAGGCGAACGCGACGCAGAUGGAAGGACACUGUGGGAGAGAGAAGUUCUAGAUAAAAUCGCAGUAGUAGAAAGUAACGAAGCGAAGAAUUAG
Messenger RNA from Stereum hirsutum FP-91666 SS1, 1029 nucleotides. RefSeq names its product pseudouridine synthase. The transcript has 4 exons. Gene Ontology annotation, biological process: mRNA pseudouridine synthesis; tRNA modification. The record is from RefSeq and is a predicted model, not a curated record. Lineage: Eukaryota; Fungi; Basidiomycota; Agaricomycetes; Russulales; Stereaceae. Gene Ontology annotation, molecular function: RNA binding; pseudouridine synthase activity. Bases 1 to 1029 code for a protein of 342 amino acids. Gene Ontology annotation, cellular component: mitochondrion.